Messenger RNA from Manis javanica (Malayan pangolin), 6580 nucleotides. It is a transcript of the gene MTDH, whose product is annotated as metadherin. Lineage: Eukaryota; Metazoa; Chordata; Mammalia; Pholidota; Manidae. Gene Ontology annotation, biological process: positive regulation of angiogenesis; regulation of transcription by RNA polymerase II; negative regulation of apoptotic process. The record is from RefSeq and is a predicted model, not a curated record. Gene Ontology annotation, molecular function: NF-kappaB binding; transcription coregulator activity. Gene Ontology annotation, cellular component: nucleus.
CAUGUGACCCGCGGUAGUUCCCCGCGCGCGGCGUGGGUCGCGGCCGAAGCCGCCAUUGUUCCACUGAGGGACGGCAGCGGGGCCUGGCACUGGCGCCGAGACGCCGCUUAGCGGCCGCCGCAGGGGACGCUCCCUCCCGUCGUCCCCCCCUCCCGGCGGUGGCGGAGUAAGGCUGACUAGGGGGAGCUGGGAGCCCCCUCUCCUCCUGGUGGCGGCAGCUGCCGAUCCCCGGCUCUGGCGCGAGAGGCGGCUGCGAUGCGCUCGGCCUGAGGCGGACCGGACCGGCCCUUCCGUGCUUCCCUCGACUAUUCCUCGGCGUCUGUGCGCCUCAGCGUCCUGCGAGUCUAUCUGACGGGAAGGAAGAUGGCUGCACGGAGCUGGCAGGACGAGCUGGCCCAGCAGGCCGAGGAGAGCUCGGCCCGGCUUCGGGAAAUGCUCUCAGUCGGCCUCGGUUUUCUGCGCACCGAGCUGGGCCUCGACUUGGGGCUGGAGCCGAGGCGGUACCCGGGCUGGGUGAUCCUGGUGGGCACGGGCGCGCUCGGGCUGCUGCUGCUCUUCCUGCUCGGCUACGGCUGGGCCGCGGCUUGCGCCGGCGCCCGCAAGAAACGGCGGAGCCCGCCGCGCAAGCGGGAGGAGGCGGCGGCUGCGCCGGCCCCGGCCUCCGACGACCUAGUCCUGUUGAAGAACCUCAGGAGCGAGGACCAGAAGAAGAAGAACCGGAAGAAAUUGCCGGAGAAGCCCAGACCAAACGGGCGGACUGUUGAAGUGGCUGAGGAAGAAGUCCGAAAUUCUCGAAGUGUAACAAUAAAGCAGCCAUUAGAGACAGACAAGAAAAAUGAAAAGUCAAAGAAAAAUAAGAAGAAAUCAAAGUCAGAUGCUAAAGCAGUGCAAAACAAUUCACGCCAUGACGGAAAGGAAGUUGAUGAAGGAGCCUGGGAAACUAAAAUUAGUCACAGAGAGAAACGACAGCAGCGUAAACGUGAUAAGGUGCAGACUGAUUCUGGUUCAUUGGAUUCAACUAUCCCUGGGAUAGAAAAUGCCAUCACAGUUACCACCGAGCAACUUACAACUGCAUCAUUUCCUGUUGGUUCCAAGAAGAAUAAAGGUGAUUCUCAUCUAAAUGUUCAAGUUAGCAACUUUAAGUCUGGAAAAGGAGAUUCUACACUUCAGGUUUCUUCAGGAUUGAAUGAAAACCUUACUGUAAAUGGAGGAGGCUGGAAUGAAAAGUCUAUAAAACUCUCCUCACAGAUAAGUGCAGGUGAAGAGAAGUGGAACUCUGUUUCACCUACUUCUGCAGGCAAGAGGAAAACUGAGCCAUCUGCUUGGGGUCAAGACACUGGAGAUGCUAAUGCAAAUGGGAAAGACUGGGGAAGGAGUUGGAAUGACCGUUCAAUAUUUUCUGGCAUUGCUGCUUGGUCUAGUGUGGAUAGGGGAAUGAAUACCUCUGAACAGAAUUCUGCUUCUUUUGCAUCUCUCACACUUAACUCUGCUGUUCCUGGGUCUACUGCUGAGCCAGUUUCUCAUUCUACCACUUCUGAUUAUCAGUGGGAUGUUAGCCGUAAUCAACCCUAUAUCGAUGAUGAAUGGUCUGGGUUAAAUGGUUUGUCUUCUGCUGAUCCCAGCUCUGAUUGGAAUGCACCAGCAGAAGAGUGGGGGAAUUGGGUAGAUGAAGAAAGAGCUUCACUUCUAAAGUCCCAGGAACCAAUAUCUGACGAUCAAAAAGUUUCAGAUGAUGACAAAGAAAAGGGAGAAGGAGCUCUUCCAACAGGAAAAUCUAAAAAGAAAAAAAAGAAAAAGAAGAAGCAAGGUGAAGAUAACUCUCCUGCUCAGGACACAGAAGAAUUAGAAAAAGAAAUUAGAGAAGAGCUUCCAGUGAAUACAUCCAAAGUCCGUCCAAAACAGGAAAAAACUUUUUCUUCAAAGACCAUAAGCACUAGUGAUCCACCUGAAGCACUCGUCAAAAAUAGCCAGCCUAUCAAGACUCUUCCACCUGCUGUUUCUACCGAGCCAUCUGUUAUUUUAUCAAGAAAUGAUUCUGAAAAGAGCUCUUCCCAAGUGCCACCGAAGCUACAAGAGAUAGAUAAACCCAAGUCGAAUACUAAACAAAAUAGUGUGCCUCCUUCACAGACCAAGUCUGAAACUAGCUGGGAGUCUCCCAAACAAAUAAAAAAGAAGAAAAAAGCUAGACGGGAAACGUGAAUAUUUUUUUUCCUGAAUUGGACAUGUGUUUGCAAGCACUGUCUUGAAGAUUAUGCUGUUUAUGCAAUAAUUUGUGACAUAUACAGAGUUUUAUAUAAAUUUAAACCAAUUUUUAAAACAAAACUGUGAACACAACCACCAUAAAAAUGGAAUCAAAGGAAAGUUAAUUUAUGAAAUUAAGAGGUCAACAGAAUAUACUACAGUGCUGGAAGACACUUGGGGAAAGUCUUUUUCAAUUUAACGAGAAUGAUCUUAAUUUAAGAAUAUUAUCCUGAUUUUACAACAGUGCCCUGUUUACAACAGAUUGUGCCCUAUCUCAUCUGCAGCUAAGGAAUAAAGGAUUCUAAUUAGAAAGAAGGUUGCUUACAAGUUAGUAGGCAGCUUCUUGGAUCUUAUGCAUGGAACUUAAACUAUUUGAACCUGUUUUAUGCUUAAAGUGCUUUGAUCAAAUGCAUAAUCUGCCAUAUCUUUACACAUAUGUUGGUAGCCGUUUGUAUUAAAGGAAUUAAAGGAAUCACAAGUGCAAAUAAAAGUCAUUUAUCAUUUGCUUAACUAAACUGUCAUGGUUUAGUUUACAAUUUUUAAAAAGUUCUUAAUUAAAAUGGGAAAUACAGUUGACGCUUCUAUGGCUUAUGAAAUUAUUUUUGAUAGCCUUAUAUUACUUGAAUUGUUCAAAGUACAGUAUAUUUUAAAUUAAGAAAGGUAAACUAUAUGUAUUUGUUUUAUACUUUUAAGAUUCAGACUCACAUAAUGCUCGUUUGUGAUUUGAAAACUUUCAGGCAAAAUGCAACUUACAUUUUUCCUUUCCCUAGCAAUUACUUUUCCAGCGUCAGCUCUUCAUUACUAAUAUUUUUUUGACUUAAAAAAUGAAAUAGUUCACAAACUAGUUAUACAGACAGAACUGAGUAUAUGAUGGAGAAUGAAAAACUAGAGUCAGACAGCUUUAAUUGACAUUGUCAAGACCUCCAGUUUAUCAGGAAUACAUUUUUUUACUGCCUUAACCUGUAGUGUGUAGAAUAUGCAUCAAUUUCUUGAGGGGAUUCGUGUUUUUAUAAGAAUUUUCAUGUAAUUAUUGCAAUUUUGGUCAAAUAAGGAAUGUUUCCUGCUUGAAACUAUUGAUUUAAAUGAUGUGUGAGAAGUUUCACCAUUUCAGGCACUGUGUAAUUCUAUUGUAAUAAACUGGCAGGUAUCUUUGUAACUAUAAAUAGUGCAUGCUCAGCCAUGUACACUGUAAAUAGUCUUUACCAAACGUAUUUGACAAGGACCAUAAUUAACAUCACUUAGUGAAUUGUGAUAAAGAAAAAAAGCCAUGAUUUAUUUGAUGUGAUUGGCUUGUUUUAUGUGGUGCCAAGAAUGAAACUGUUUAACAGCUGUAACCAAUGGUACUGAUCUAUCCAUCCAAUCUUGUCUUUACUAUAUUUGAUUGUGGUUUGAUAGUAUUGGAUUGUCACAGUAGGAAAGCUAAAGAAACAAAAUGGUUUUAGUUUUGCUGAAGACUGGCCUUAUUAAUGGACAGCUUUCCUAACAAGCUAUUAUUAACUUUUAUCAGGUGUUAACAUCUGUUUCAGGAACAUGGCAGGAUGUUUACAUGUCAGAAGUUUUGUUUAAUUCUAUGAUAUUUCUAAGUUGAUUUGUUUAAAUAAAUUCAGCAAAUGGAUAGCAUUGUUUUUAUUUACUUCAAUAUUGGGAUAAAUAAGCUAAAGUGCCAGGAGUGGAUUUUUUUUCAAAUGACUUUAUUCUGUUAGCUUUACAUAGAUGUUUCCUAAAUAGAUCCAAGGAUUCCUAAGUUGCCAGCACUUUGUAAAAGUACCACAAAGGAAAAUUUGAUAGGGAGUCUGUGUAAUUUUAGAAUGUGCCAAAAGAUCUGUACUCAAAAAUUUAAUUGAACUCUCUCAACUCUACCUCACCAUUUCUUUAUCUUAGAAUCUUGUUGGCUAUGUCAGUGUUGGACUUUAUUUUUCCAGUUUAGUGUUUUCCGUACAAACACCUAUGCCAGGUGGUAGAGAUACCAUCUUUUGAAGAAAGAUGCAGUGUGGAGAUAGAGAAAUAUAUUGCUAAAUUAGGUGGAUCCAAUAUGGAGAUACCUUUGUCCCUUCUCUCUAGCUCAAGUUCUAGGAUGUGGAUUUUAUGUUUAAUUAAGUGAUGGAAGCUAUGAGUGAUAAAAUAGUAAAUUCAUUCCCUAAAGCAAGCAUGAGGUGCAAACUCUUGCACAAUUCAAGUGUCAUUGUUCAUUGCUCUUGUUACAGAAGAUCUUUAUAUGUAACAUUAAAGCAGUUUCUGGAAUCUGAACUGUUAUCAUCAACUCAGCACUAAAAUCAAGGCAGUGAUUCAGGGAGGAAGGGAGAGAGAAGAGCCUGUUGUCCUUUGGAAGUUUGGAUUAGAUGCUCUCCAAACUGUUAGGAGGGAUAAAACUGGUACCUUCAGCCUUCUCAGGCCAGGAUAGGAACCUUUUCCUGAUUCGCAAACAAGGCCUCCUAGAGAAAUUACUUUAAAAUCUCCCUAAUCCUGAACUGUCUCUACAUAAUGAAAAUCCUUCCCUGUUUGGGAGAAAGGAGUAGGGAGUAGGGGUUUAGGUUUUCCACAGACUGGAAUCCUACCUAUCUUUGCCCUGAAUUGAGAAAACAAUAGUUGAGAGAGUCCAAAAAAAAAAUUGUUGAAAUAAAAUGUCAGUGUAAUUUACCAUGUUUACUUUGUGCAUGCAUUUUAUUGGGGGGAGUGAUCAGUGGCAAUAACUCACCCAAAUCUAUGAUAUUAUUUCAUAGACUAAUCUGGUUUGUAUUUGGGUUAAAGAUACUGAAUAUCGAAGGGUGGGCAGUAUUUUAACUACAGAGUUUCAUUUUCCUUAAAAACUGCUCUCUAUUAAUGUGUGAAAUAUCUUUCAAAAUUUAGCAGUUAGGCUUAAGAUAUCUAAUAGAUGUCUUAAGACAUUCCUAUAAACCUGCUGCACAAACUGGAAUUUCCAAAAGACCUAGGGAAUGCAAAUAUGUUAUUUGUAAAAUGCAUUGAGUGUUGUAAAUAAAACCUUUUUUGUUUUGUUUAAAUUGCUCAUUAUAGUUCUCUUAUGAGAAGGCAUUUCUCAGUUAUUUUGCAUCCUAACCUAGUCUAAAAGCAAUUACCUUAUGUUCUUGUUUCUUUCUGAAACCAUUGGUGGACUUGCAGGCUUCACCAGGGGGAGUCAAAUAUUUAGACUUAGAGCGCCUUGGAAAAUAUCCCUGCUUGUGACACACAGUGUUCUCUAUGGGAAACAGCUUCCAUCUCAUUGUUUUAGCAGUAGAUGUAACUUCCACCAGGUAUAGGGUAGCACUUGCAUUAACCUUUAAGUUAAGGAAAUGAGGCUCAAAUUUGGUGUUAUGUAUUAGUUUGGCUGUGUCCCCAAACAGUAGUGACUUAAGCAAGAUAGAAGUUUGUUUCUUUUGCAUGUAAAGGUCUGUGAAGACAUUGCAGAGCUACUGUGGCACUGCAGGGCUAGGAACCCAGGUUCCUACUCAUAUUACUCUUCCUGUCCCCAACAUGUUGCUUUCAUAUUAUGGUUACAGACAGUUGCACCAGCUAGAAACCUGUCCACAUUUCUGCUCUCUUCUUUUAAGAACACUUAGAAGUUUACACACCACUUGAAGUAGGCUUCUCAAUCCAAACUUAAAUCACUUGAUCCUACUGGCUACAAAGGGGGAUGGUAAGUAAUAGUCUUUAUUCUGGCCUGUCAUGGACCAAAUUAACAUUUCAGGAUUAUAACCAAGGACACAGUGGAGAAUUGGGUGUGGGCACAGCUAGCAGUCUGUCACAGGGUUGACAUACAGUGUAUACAACCUGCACACAAACUUCAUUUUUAAGGUCAGGUUUUAGCUUUUCCAACUAAGAAAUUUUUAGAUCUCCUAAAUGCUACUCAGAGAAGCAGCUAAUGAUGUUAAGCUUACAUAUAAUAGAUUUCUGGAAGAAAUUUCUGCCACUCAAUACUUAAAAUUCUGGAGACCGGCUGAAAGAAGCUAGCCUACUAUAACACCUGUGCCACAAAUAUAGGUUAUAACAAGUUUCAGUUGAAAUUUCAAUAAGAGAAUUAUGCUGAUGUAUAAUCUUUAUUCUAAAAAUUAAAAAAAGCAUUACUACUAUUCCUUCUAAAUAACAGGAGAAUGAUUUCUAACCCUAGCAUCAAAAUAGAUACAGGAGGUGCAUUGUACGAUGUUUGCUAACUAGUAAUAUUUACAGUGCUGGGAUUUAUAAGUAAUUUGAAGAAAAAUUUAAGCAGAUUCAAAGUCAUCCCCAUGAUAUUGGCAUUCUUGUUUGUAUAUGUGCUUUCCUUUAUUUAUUGUAUCAAAGCAUAAAAUGGAUAUAUGUAACAUGUACAUAAAUUAUAAAGCAUAAUAAAAUGAACACUCUAAAACCA